AUGAAAAUCCCAUUCCUCAACAAGCUCAGCGGUGGAGGGACAGGGACCAAGUCCCCGCCAUUGACUGACCUGUCCGGGGAGUCUGCGAUAUCAGAUCGCGAAAAGAGAGGCAGCAACCUGGACGAGUCGCGUGUGCCAUGGGUGACAUGGAGGUCUCUGUUGCUAGGUGCGUUUGUCUCGAUUGGUGGUAUCAUUUUUGGAUACGAUACUGGUCAGAUAUCGGGCUUUUUGGAGAUGCAUAACUUCAAGCAGCGGUUUGCUCAGCUGAAGCCGGACGGGUCAUACAAGUUUAACAAUGUCCGAUCUGGAUUGAUUGUUUCCAUGCUCUCCAUCGGUACAUUGAUAGGAGCUCUGCUCGCCGGACCAUUGACCGACCGAAUUGGUCGGAAAUGGUCCAUCUUCUUCUGGUGCAUCAUCCUCCAUAUCGGACUGAUCAUUCAGAUCUCCUCACCAUCAGGGAAAUGGUACCAGUUCAUGAUGGGACGAUUCGUAACCGGAUUCGGCGUGGGAGCCUGUUCACUGCUGGUGCCCAUGUACCAGGGUGAGAUUGCACCACGACACAUCCGAGGAGCGAUGGUGUGCUCCUACCAAUUAUUCGUAACACUGGGCAUAUUCAUCGCAUACUGCAUCAACUACGGCACAGAGAAGAACCACCGGGUGGUCGUGCAUGAGAUUGCCGAGAUCCAGGAACAGCUGGAUGCCGAAAAGGGGGCGGGGGGUGGAAUCCGCGGUUGGAUUGAGAUGUUCAAGGCGCCGCGCAUGGCGUACCGCAUCGUACUUGGCGUUGUGCUCCAAGCUCUGCAGCAGCUGACCGGUGCCAACUACUUCUUCUACUAUGGAACGGUUAUAUUCAAUGGGGCAGGGAUCGAUAACACAUACGUGACGCAGAUGAUCCUGGGAGGAGUGAACUUCGGCACCACAUUCGGCGGACUAUACGUGAUCGAGCACUUCGGACGACGCAAGUCCCUGAUCGCAGGCGGGAUCUGGAUGUUCAUCUGUUUUAUGAUAUUUGCAUCUGUGGGCCACUUCUCGCUUGACAUUAAUACGCCGCGUAACACGCCCGGAGCGGGCAAAGCAAUGGUUGUGUUUGCUUGUCUGUUCAUCACUGGAUUUGCCAUGACCUGGGGCCCGAUGGUGUGGGCGAUUGUGGCCGAGCUGUACCCAUCGCGAUACCGGGCGCGGGCUAUGGCGAUGGCGACUGCGUCGAACUGGCUGUGGAACUUCCUGAUUGGAUUCUUCACGCCGUUUAUCACUGGCGAUAUUGACUUUGCGUAUGGGUAUGUGUUUGCCGGGUGUUUGUUUUUCGCGGUGAUCAUUGUCUACUUCUUCGUUAUCGAGGGGAAGGAUAAGACGCUCGAGGAGAUGGAUAUGAUGUAUGUUAUGCGUGUGCCGCCGUGGAAGAGCAGCAAGUGGAAGCCACCGGAGCCGGAGAAUCGGCUCACCACUGAUCAGCUUAUGGAUCGGAAGGUUGCGAAGAAGUAUACCAAGGAAGAGCAGAGUGCGGAGAGCAGGAAGCAGACGGAAGGGGUGCCUGGUCAUUCACAUGCGGAGACUGCAGACACUGGUGAUGAUGCUGGGACUGGACCUUCGCAUUUCUCUUGA
Molecule: messenger RNA, 1602 nt
Organism: Penicillium mononematosum
Lineage: Eukaryota; Fungi; Ascomycota; Eurotiomycetes; Eurotiales; Aspergillaceae
Product: sugar porter family MFS transporter
Exons: 5
Coding region: 1-1602 (533 amino acids)
Biological process (GO): carbohydrate transport; transmembrane transport
Cellular component (GO): plasma membrane
Molecular function (GO): carbohydrate:proton symporter activity
Source: RefSeq, a predicted model, not a curated record